Messenger RNA from Anolis carolinensis (green anole), 1401 nucleotides. Its product is annotated as cytochrome P450 2J2. Bases 91 to 1401 code for a protein of 436 amino acids. Gene Ontology annotation, molecular function: iron ion binding; oxidoreductase activity, acting on paired donors, with incorporation or reduction of molecular oxygen, reduced flavin or flavoprotein as one donor, and incorporation of one atom of oxygen; heme binding. Gene Ontology annotation, cellular component: cytoplasm; intracellular membrane-bounded organelle. Gene Ontology annotation, biological process: xenobiotic metabolic process. Lineage: Eukaryota; Metazoa; Chordata; Lepidosauria; Squamata; Anolidae. The record is from RefSeq and is a predicted model, not a curated record. The transcript is spliced from 8 exons.
GGUGGAUAUUGGACAGUUUUAGUGAUAUUUCUUUUAAUUCUAUGGUUUUUGAAGUCACAGUGGGACCGUCGGCAGUUUCCACCUGGACCAAUGCCGUUCCCUAUCCUGGGGACUCUCUGGUGUUUUGGCUUCUGUUGGCAACAAAACACUCUCUCGAAGUUGUCCAAGGUGUAUGGGAAAGUCUUCACCAUCUGGGUUGGACCCAUGCCCAUUGUUGUAGUGAAUGGGUUCCACGCCGUGAAGCAAGUUCUCAUAAAUCAGGCUGAAGAAACUAACUGGCGAGUGGUGACACCUUUUAUCAGAGACUCAAUGAAAGGGAAAGGUAUUCUCUUUUCAAGCGGACCUGCCUGGAAGGAGCAGAGGCGUUUUGCAAUGGCCACGCUGCGGUCUUUAGGCCUGGGAAGGAAGUCUUUAGAGCAUCGAGUGCAAGAGGAGGCGGGCAAGCUGGUGGAGAUUUUUUCAAGCAAGGAAGGGAAGGCUUUUGACCCGUCUUUGCCCCUGUUCCACUCCAUCUCCAACGUGAUCUCCAGCGUGGUUUUUGGACACUAUUUCUCCAUUCAUGAUGAAACCUUUUGCAAGCUGAUAGAAUGCAUUGAGUAUAUGGCACAGUUUUUCCUCUCCACGUUUCACUUGUUGUAUGAACUUUCCCCAUGGCUCAUGCGCCAUCUCCCAGGACCUCAUCAGAAGGCCUUUUCAUGCUUGGAGUUUAUCCAUUUGUUUGGGAGGAAUGAAAUUCAAAAACACUUGGAGAAGAAGAAACCAGAGGAUGAGCCACAGGAUUUCAUUGACUUCUAUUUGGAUGAGAUUGACAGAAAAAAACAGGAUCCUACAUCGACAUUUGAUGAAGACAACUUGGUAUAUGUUAUUUACGAUCUCUUCACGGCAGGGACGGACACGGUUGCCACCACCUUGCGCUGGGCACUGCUCUUCAUGGUGGUGCAUCCAGAUGUUCAAGAGAAAAUUCAGGAGGAGAUUGACACUGUUCUGACACCUUUCCAACGAAUCUUCUAUGAGGACCGGAAGAACAUGCCCUACACAAACGCAGUCAUUCAUGAAAUCCAGCGCUUCAAAUUCGUCCUCUUAGUUGGAACUUUCAGACUAUGUGCAAAAGAUGCUGCUGUACUUGGGUUUCCAAUUAAAAAGGGCACAGUCAUUGCACCUGAUAUUGCUUCUGCGUUGUAUGACCCCGAACAGUGGGAGACACCCCAUCAGUUCAACCCGAAUCACUUCUUGGACAAGGAUGGGAAAUUCUUCACCAGAGAUGCCUUCAUUCCCUUUUCAAUAGGUAAAUUUAAUUCAGAGUUUGCUACAGAGAGUGGAAGGAAGGUCAAUCAGUGUCAACAAUAUUGGACUUUAGAAAGAGACAGUAAAUGCUGGAGUCAAUAUCUAGCAGUUCCCUGA